Osmerus eperlanus (European smelt) is the source of this 1595-nucleotide messenger RNA. RefSeq lists its product as uncharacterized. Lineage: Eukaryota; Metazoa; Chordata; Actinopteri; Osmeriformes; Osmeridae. The coding region runs from base 500 to 1546 and encodes 348 amino acids. The transcript has 7 exons. The record is from RefSeq and is a predicted model, not a curated record.
CAGGCUAUUCAGACAAUUUUGUGCUUUUUGGUUACCAAUCGUGAGCCAAUCAAGGCAUGGCAGAUAUCUGGGGAUCUGCAACAAACAUGCCGAAACAGAACUCUUCCAGUCAGGGAGUUGGCCAUGAUGGGACAACUGUCCAGGAGAUGGAGAAUUGUUUUAAAAAUGGGGAUGAUCUUUCUCUCCAGUCACUUGAUGAGUCAGAUUUUCUGGUCAGUAGUUUAUGCAUAGUGAUAGGUGAAAGGGAUGACACCAAAUUGGUAAGAUCCUAUUUUACAUAAACUUAAAUGGUUAAUCAUCAAACAUGGUCAAAUAGCUCUGAGUGACUGUGUCUCUAUUGUAGGGAGUUGAACUUGGGACCACUAUCUGACCAAAUGAAAAGGAUCGGAAAAAUGUGGACCAGCUAUCUCUCCACUCAUUUGAUGAGGCGGAUAUUCUGUCUGAUGAGGACCGUGACCACCAGGAGAAUCCACUUCCGGAUAAACGCCUGAAUCAUGUUAUGGAUUACGAAGUCCAGGCCCUUCGUCCUUCCUCUGUGAGAGCCGUGACCAAGCCUUGCAUCACUAAUGACGUGCACCCCACCAUGCUACACGAUCAGAAGAGGCGCGACAGGCAGUACCGUGCUACAAGAGUCAUGAAAAGGUUCCAAAAAACCCUGCUUGCCCUGGAACAGGACCUUAUGACAACCAAGGAGGAGAUCCUGAACACCAACGAGUACUUCAAAGAGAUGUCUCGUGUGAAGAGCCAGGGACAAGGCCGGAUGGGUGCGUCUCUGAGAAGAUUCGUUUAUAACGUCAGAGGGAGAAGGCUGAAGAUUCAGGCGCAGAAGUAUAUACGGGUCAGCGAAGAUUUCGUUGCGCUGAUCCAAAUGGUCGAGAAGGACUGCAGAGCUGAUCUCAAUCUGACGGGCCUGGAGAACUGGCAGAGAGAGGUUAAGAAGCUGCGCAUGGCCUGCAGGACCUGCACUGAGAGGAUCCAACCACUCGAGGUGUGUGGUUCCCCACCACAGGUCCAACCCUCUCAAGAGAAGUCCUCCAUCCAACACUUUGAUCUCUCUGAGACAGAGAUCACUCAUGUGGUCCCCUUCACUAUUGAGGAUGCCAUGGAAUCACCCCCUCUGACUCCUCCUACUCCCGAGGCCCUCCACCUCAACCAGCAGCUUCCCCGGACUUUGACUCCCCUCAACUGCGUCACCAAUGGAGUUGUGACUCCAACCUGGCCUGAGACUCGGCCUGCUGUGGGGUAUUUACCCCCCCCCCCCCCUCCUCGUCUGCAACCAAUCCAAAACAUGAGCGCUGAUGCAAAGAAGCUGCUCCAGGGAGGAUUGGAAGAGCUUCAGCAGGAUGUGACGGAAGAGAAGAAGCCUGGCAAAGGGGAGAAGAAGAAGACUGGCAAAGGGGAAAAGACGUCCGAAACCCAGUCGUACGUCAAACCACUGACCGUGUUGGAAGUCAGCGACAAACACCAAGAGGAAUACUCUGAAAACAAUGUGAACAAGGAGAAAAAAAGAAAAAGAAGAAUGUGGGAAAGAGGUGAGGACAGAUAGCAGAAAGGCAAAAUGAAGGGGGUAGUAGAAUGUGGGUAAAGAGCGCUGU